Molecule: messenger RNA, 234 nt
Organism: Rotaria sordida
Lineage: Eukaryota; Metazoa; Rotifera; Eurotatoria; Philodinida; Philodinidae
Source: the annotation of a GenBank genome assembly
AUGCAAAUCUUCGUCAAAACACUCACAGGCAAAACAAUUACACUUGAAGUUGAAGGUACGGAUACAGUUGAAAAUGUCAAGGCUAAAAUACAAGAGAAGGAAGGCAUUCCACCAGACCAACAACGUUUGAUUUUUGCUGGAAAACAACUUGAAGAUGGUCGAACUCUUUCGGAUUACAACAUCCAAAAAGAGUCAACACUUCAUUUAGUUCUUCGUCUUCGUGGUGGUCAAUAA